CCUGGCGCCGAGCGCACUGGUAGGUGAGCGCCCUCGCCCAGCGGUUAAAGGCGCGGCCGAGUCGCUGGCGCAGCUGGAGGGGCGCGGGCUCCGCGGGCACCAUGAGACCCGAGGCGGCUGCCGGAGCCCGGGAGGCGCGGGAGCGCGUCUGUCACUGUCCCGGGAACGGUCCCCGGGAACCACCGCCGCCGCGCGGGCCCGAGAGCCCCACACCCUGGAGACCUUGGAUCCUGACACCCCAAGAUGCUGAGCCGAACAGAACUGGAAGCCGGCCUGAGCCUGGGGGUGACCAACAAACUUCUGGAUCAAAGGGAGCCUUUGGGUUCCAGCAUCCUGUAAGACUUUAUUUACCCAUUUCUAAGAGUCAAGAAUAUCUGCAGAGUUCCGGGGAAAAAGUGCUGGCCAGUUUCCCAGUGCAAGCCACGAUUCACUUCUACAACGAUGAAUCCGAUUCAGAUGAGGAGGAGCAAGAGGAAGAAGCCCAGCCCCCCGACCUUCAGUGCCAGGGGACAGAAGGUCCGGUGGAAAACGGCCCAGGGGGGAAGGGCAGAGACCGACUGACAAACCCAGGAUGCAGAUCCGGAGGAUGUGGUGGCCUCGGUGGUAAGGGUCCACUCCCCCACCGUUAUUCUCCAGGGGGUGCUGAGUGCUCCUCAUUCAAAUAAAUCAGGUCUCUCUCCCUUGCCAGACUCACCUCACAUACACUCUUGGGUUCAGCCGUUCCAGGACACUUUGCAUUUCUGCUGGGUCUAGGGAGUUGUGGCUGUUUUGACUAUCUCUGGUCAGCGUUCCACUCAUGGCAAGAACUCAGUUUUCACUUUUCCUGGUCCUGGUGAUUCUUCAAGGCACUCACGAAUUGAGAAAGGAUUCUAGGACCAAGAGAAGGUUUGUGUCAACACGGGUUGUUGUUGGGUAGGGCCAACUUUCAAAGCACAUUGGGCAUUACUCUCUGCCGAUCAAAUCAUUAUUCCAACACAGAUUAAUAACCCACCCAUGCCUCUCACUUAACCUGAGACUCAUUAUUUGGCUAUUUCUGCUUUUGUAAAAAUGAUUUAAAUAAUCCCCAAGGGUUGAUGUGGUUGCUCUGUGGCAUUCUGAAAAACUUUAUUUAUGAAAAACAAACAAAGCAAUGAAUAAUUUCCAUAAGAGUAACAGAAAUAAAAAGAUAU
Messenger RNA from Ceratotherium simum simum (southern white rhinoceros), 1169 nucleotides. RefSeq names its product ripply transcriptional repressor 3 (gene RIPPLY3). Gene Ontology annotation, biological process: negative regulation of transcription by RNA polymerase II; embryonic pattern specification. The record is from RefSeq and is a predicted model, not a curated record. Gene Ontology annotation, cellular component: nucleus. Lineage: Eukaryota; Metazoa; Chordata; Mammalia; Perissodactyla; Rhinocerotidae.